Dicentrarchus labrax (European seabass) is the source of this 4095-nucleotide messenger RNA. RefSeq names its product CaM kinase-like vesicle-associated b (gene camkvb). Gene Ontology annotation, cellular component: intracellular anatomical structure. Lineage: Eukaryota; Metazoa; Chordata; Actinopteri; Moronidae. Gene Ontology annotation, biological process: peptidyl-serine phosphorylation. Gene Ontology annotation, molecular function: ATP binding; calmodulin binding; calcium/calmodulin-dependent protein kinase activity. The record is from RefSeq and is a predicted model, not a curated record. Bases 245 to 1549 code for a protein of 434 amino acids. The transcript has 11 exons.
CCCUCCCCUGUCCUCUCCUCCUCACCGCGCGGAGAUCGACGCGCACAGGCACAACAGAUGGUACAGUACUACAGACUGCAGGAGCGCAAGAAUCUGAUGCACAACUACUUUUAUAUCUGUAAACUUCACAGGAACGUUUAGUAUAUUAGGAGUAGGGGGGGGUUCUCCGAGGACAAACUCGACUUUGACAGUCUCUGGAUCCUACGUUUAGAGGCGGAAUUUGGUGUACGGGUCAGCAGUGGCCAUGCCAUUUGGCUGUUUAACAAUUGGGGAGAAGAAGGAUUAUAACAAUCCUUCGGACGUGACAGAUAAAUAUGACCUGGGUCAGAUUGUUAAAUCGGAGGAGUUCUGUGAGAUAUUCAGGGCCAAAGACAAAACUACGAUGAAAAUGUACACGUGUAAAAAGUUCCUGAAAAAGGAUGGAAGGAAAGUCCGCAAGGCUGCGAAAAAUGAGAUCCUCAUCUUAAAGAUGGUGAAGCAUCCCAAUAUUCUCCAAAUGGUGGACGUCUUUGAGACCAAAAAGGAGUACUUCCUCUUCCUUGAACUUGCAACAGGCAGAGAGGUGUUUGACUGGAUCCUGGACCAAGGCUACUACUCAGAGAGAGACACCAGCAACGUGGUGCGCCAGGUGUUGGAGGCUGUUGCCUACCUCCACUCCCUGCAUAUUGUUCACAGAAACCUCAAGUUGGAGAACUUGGUUUAUUACAACCGCCUGAAGCACUCUAAAAUAGUCAUCAGCGACUUCCAUCUUGCCAAGCUGGAGAACGGACUAAUCAAAGACCCCUGUGGGACACCGGAGUACCUGGCUCCAGAGGUGGUUGGCAGACAGCGAUAUGGCAGGCCUGUGGACUGCUGGGCAACAGGUGUCAUCAUGUACAUACUGCUGUCAGGCAACCCUCCUUUCUACGAUGAAACCGAUGACGAUGACUAUGAAAACCAUGACAAGAACCUGUUUCGAAAGAUCCUGGCAGGAGAUUAUGAGUUUGACUCUCCGUACUGGGAUGAGAUCUCUGAUUCAGCUAAGAGUCUGGUUGCUCGUCUGAUGGAGGUGGAUCAAGACCAGAGACUGACAGCUCAGGAGGCUAUAAACCAUGAAUGGAUCUCUGGCGGUGCAGCUUCAGAUAAGAACAUCAAGGAAAAUGUGUGUGCACAAAUAGAGAAGAACUUUGCCAGAGCUAAAUGGAAGAAAGCUGUGCGGGUCACCACCAUCAUGAAGAGACUGAGAGCACCUGAGCAGAGUGACUCGAGGGCAACCAGCCCUGCAGCCGGUGCCCCAGCAGACACCGCAGCUCCCCAGGCUGCCAAUGACCCCUCUGCACCUUCUUCUGCCGCAACACCCGAGGGAGCGCCCGCUGUCGUCACAGAGCUCCCCGCUGGAGCGGAGAUAGGCCAACUGGUGCCCGAGGACGGAGCCGGGGUGGCAGCUUUGGCCGCUGAGCCACAGCAGCCAAGCCCGGCGCUGCAGGAGGCUGAGCCCACAUCGCGCUGUAAUGGAGAAGCUUCAACUGCUCUCCACGCAGCCACCAAUGCUGGGGACGAGCAGGGUUAGACCCCCCCCCCCCAACCCUUCCCUGUGUGACCUCUGCAGUCCCCACCAACUCCUGCACACUGUACAUUAGCUGCUAGCAUGGUGACACUGACUCUGCUUCUCUCUCACUUGCAGCAUUAGUAUCAUCUCAUGGAGGCUGUGUGCUACCUUUUCCUGAGUGCUGCGUUGGCUUUCUUUUUACUUGUAUUGUGUUUUUUCACUGACCCUCCGGUGUUUUAUGUCAGAUAAUAUAAACCAUGUCUAUCACCGCACACUUCAGUUUUAGGGGCAAAAACAGAUUUGCUGUCAAACUGUGGCUUACAGCUAAAGUCUUCUUUCUGAUUCUUCUCUUAGUGAUAAGAGAAUAUAUGAAGACAUAAUUGUGCUGAAAACGGCUUUGAUUUCUUUUUAAUGAGCCAACUUGGGAAACUUCUUUCUGCCAUUCCUGCAAUUACAGUAUUUGUUCUUUAAAUCAUUAGAAAAGUUUUGCUCCUGAAAUUUUGACCUUGUACCGUAAUACUCAGUAAGUGCUGGUCCACACACGGAGAAGAUCACCUAUUCCUCUCACAGGGAGAAUAUGGUUAUCUUUCUGAUCUGUUAUUGUCUACACUAAGCAGGUAUUGUGCAUUAAACAAUGCUGAGAUUGGUGACUGGGAGUUAUUAUGCCCAGUGCUGUAUUUUGAACAAGGCAGCUUCACACAUAAGCACACACACAAACACUAUGUUCCUUUGCUAACUUCCUGCUCAGGAAAGAACCUCAUAGCUGUAAGUGUAAAGAUUCUGUAUAUAGAGACCUUUGUAGAAGUAGCCAAAACAGCAUGCAUUCUCACUUUCUGCUGUUCCUUUUACAUUUACAGCCACUUGGUGGAUAAAGAUGCGCUACUGCCAACCUCGUUUAAUCGUAGGCCACAGCACCCUCGCCUCUUGCCACAAGCCUUGUCCAGGCUAAUGUUCUUUUCAAAAGCACACUAUACAUUAUGCUGUCUAUAACUACUGUUCAUUUAGUGCCCCUUAGCAUCAGUGUAAGUCAUAUGAUUAAUGUCUUCAUUACAUAGCAGUUCUAUGCAUCCAAAUUAAUUUGUAGCUUUCUUUUUUAGAAACGUCACUUCUUAAUCCAUUACGUGACAGAAAUUGUUUUGUUUUCUUGCUAGAUCUCAGUCUCCUUGUAUCUACUUUGGUUUACUUGUGUCCUCUGUGUAAGGAUAUUGACUCAGAUGCCAUAUAUGUCUUAAUAUUUGGUUGUAAACUGUAAAACAAAAUGUGCAUUAACUGACCACAUGCGGCUUUUAAAGGAAGACAUGCAUCAUUUUGACUUUGUAGUAACUAGAGUCACCUUUGCCAACUCAGCUUUGCUGACCUGUAUUGUACUGAAAAAAAUUGUAUGAAGCAUAUGUUUAACAUUUCUCAACUUAAUGUUUAUUUAUUUAGAUUUUGUAUUUUUCUUUUUUUUUUUAAAUCUUUUUGCCUUGUUUUUUUUGUUGUUGAUUGUUUUUCAACUCUUUAAGUCAUUUGUUUAUUCCAUAGAUUUUUCAGCUUAUACUUGACUAAACAGUAAUAACAAUCUAUCCUUUCCAGCCACUGGUCCCCUCGAGCAUUAAUAAUGAGCUACAGAAGGAGUUCUCUGUAAUCACUCUAGAGGAAAUUGAGCAAUAUUCGACUGGCUGCAGAAACUGUGAUUCCUGGUGUCCUUUCGAUACAGUCCAUGUACCUGUGAGUAGAAGUCUAUAGUCCUUGCCAACUGUCAGGCCCAUCAGGGCCACUUAACUAACACAAGGCUGCUGUCAGAUAAGUGGGUGUGGGGGAGGACGAAUAAGACCAUAUUUGCUCCUUUGGCCUGUGAGUGCCCACAUGAUUUCCUGUGCUAACACACACUGAACCAUUCCCUGGUCACAUAAAGACAGCAGUAACAUUGGCAGUACGAUUAUUAGAUAAUAUGAAUAAAGUAUAAUAUGUUAUGGCUCGUGCACAGCCACUUUGUCUGACUCUACCUAGUCUGUUGUCAAGAGUAUUUACUGUGAACACCUGUGAAUUUAUAUGAAAAUGUGCAUUUCCGAUAAAAAUGGGCUCCGGAGGAAACUGAUCAUAUUAUUAUUCGUAUAAGUUUGACUUUGUUGCUGCAGAGUCUUUUAUUUAUACAUGUAUCUUCAUUUAAUUUGCGCUACGAUAGAUUCGUAGACACACCGAUCAUUCAGAGUAUACCAUUAUAUUAUUUCUUACAUUGUUUAAGAUAAAUAUUUAGAUUUUAACGAGAGGCUUAAACAGAUGAGAGAUUUUUUAUGUGAAUAGAUUAUUUAAUGUAGUCCGUUCUCUUUGUUUAGAUGGCAAAUAAAUACUGUUUAAAUACUGUUACACAGUUUAAAGCAAUGCUUUUUUCCAAUACAUUUCUCACUGUAUUUAGUAUUCCAUGUCUGUUCAUUUUGCCAUGCACUUACAGGUGUACUUGUAGAUGUGAUGUUUGCCAGGACCAGUGGUCACCUGUAGGUCCUGUCUUGCAUUUGUGAGCUCUGUACUGUACUCCUUGACUGAGUUGAUGACUUUGAUGGUAAUAAAAUUCUAAUUCAUCUGUU